Molecule: messenger RNA, 2367 nt
Organism: Spodoptera exigua (beet armyworm)
Lineage: Eukaryota; Metazoa; Arthropoda; Insecta; Lepidoptera; Noctuidae
Source: the annotation of a GenBank genome assembly
GUUAGCACUUAGACUGAUUUGCGUAUGACACUCGAUUUGGUGGUUCGUUUAUUUAUAAACUGAAACAAUGUGGACGCUGAAAUUGCUGCAUUUGGUGACGGUCGCCGGCAUAGUUACAGUAUGUGGUGCUGCGCGAUUGUCAGCCCAGUUGCCUCCUACUACGACGACAGUGUCGCUGACUCCAUCUAUGUCUCCAGUGCCGCUUACUAUUCUGCAGGAACAGCCGACGCAGCCGGUUCCUCCCGUCUGUGCAGACGCUAUCGAUGUCAACAACCCGUUAGGAAGGCUACGUAGCGCCAUGAGAAACUCUGCUUAUACACAAAUGAACGCGUUCUUUGAUGCUUUCCUUAUAUUCUAUACUGAUGAGCAUUUGAGCGAGGAGCCCCACAAAUCGGAACGGCGAUUGGAAUACGUCAGCGGAUGGGACGGCUCCGGAACGGGUGCCGUAUUAGCAGACGGCGGUGCUGCCAUAUGGGUGUCAUCCGGCGACGUCCGGCGAGCGAGGGCCACGCUCACCUGCGCGUGGCUCGUCAUCGAUGCUGACGAUCCUAGUCAACCAACUAUAACCGAAUGGAUUUCUGAGCGGUUAUCUCGCAGCGGUCGUGUCGGCGGUGACGCUCGUCUGACAUCUAUGGGCGAGUGGCAAGUCUUGUCCACAGCCCUACAGCGCGAGGGGCUGCAACUAGUACACAUUCCAACAUUGGUUGAUCAGCUUUGGAACGAAGAGCCUGACCCAGACCGCACUAGACCCGACUUCCCCAAAACUGUUGCUAAAAAUUAUGAAAUAGAGCAUGCUGGCGUCAGUUGGCGUGACAAGGUGGCCCUGGUUCGAAGUGAGCUGCACGCCGUGGGAGCUGAUGCCAUGAUCGUGACGGCUUUGGAUGAAGUAGCUUGGUUGUUAAACGUGCGAGGAAGGGACCUGCCAUUUGCCAGAUUGCUUAAAGCCUUCGUGUAUAUCACCCUGCGUGAAGUCAAAGUGUUCGUACCACCAGGAAAGCUGUCCGUUCAUGUACGAGACGCACUCCUGUACAACUGUUAUGCCAACAACUGCACCAAGGUAAAUGAGUAUACGAGCAUAUACUCAGAACUGCGACGGGUACCAGAUUCCAAGAUCCUCAUUCCUGCAGCGGGUACAUUCCAACGCGGUGCGUCAGCUGCUAUUGCUCAGAGCGUUCCGCCUGCCAAGAGAAUGUUCCUGCUCUCCCCUAUCAUAUAUCUGAAGGCCCAGAAGAACGAGGCUGAGGUGAAGGGAAUGAAAAAAGCGCACUUGUGGGACGCAGUUGCCAUGUGCACUCUGCUGAGCUAUCUUGAGAGUAAAUCAGCACUGAGUGAAAUGUCAGUGGAGCGCACUGUGGACAUAACCCGAGACACGCAAGCGGGAUAUAUUGGACCUGCAAUGAAAACGCGUGUUGCUUUCGGUACCAACGCCGCGGAUCCCGACUACCGAGCGACGAACGCCUCCAACAAACUCAUCACCAAGAAUUCCACGCUUAUUAUACAGUCCGGAGGACAGUACGAUGAGGGGACUACAAUAGUAACUCGUACAGUACACUAUGGAAUGCCAACACGUGAGGAGAGGCGGGUAUACACCACGGUGAUGCGAUCCUUGGCAGCUUUAGCAGGGUUACGCAUCCCAUCCACUUUGCCAGCGGCGCAUAUUGACCCUGUGGCUCGGGCUCCACUUUGGGCUGCCAAACAGGAUUAUCCACAUCUUACAGGACACGGAGUAGGCGCUGCCCUAUGUCGUAAAGAAGAUCCAGUUGUGAUUGACUACAGACAAGACACAAAUCUCCAUACCUUGAGGGAAGGGUAUUUUAUUACGGCCGAACCUGGAUGGUAUGAGACAGGCAAAUAUGGAGUGCGUUUGGGAAAUGUUCUGGAGGUGGUGUUGAGGCCGAACGGUUAUUUGGGAUUUCAAGAGGCGACUCUCUUGCCAUACGAGCCUAAGUUAAUAGACAGGAGUAUGCUUACCGAGUACGAGAUUUUAUGGUUGAAUGAUUACAAUAAUAGGAUAAGAAAGGAGGUAGGGCCUGAACUGAAGUCCCGCGGUCUCACUGACGUCUUGUACUGGAUGAUGAAUAAGACUGUGCCCUUCGAACUGCCUUCGAAAGCCAAGAAGCUAGUCAGUAGCUCCGCUGAACAUAGUCAUGCAACGAUCUCUGUACUUCUAAUACCAAUUAUUUUACGUUUUGUGUAUUAAAAUAAUAUUGUUAUCUUUAUACGGUAUGGAUCUAAUUAUGUAACACUGUACCUAACGUUUCCUUAAUUAUUUAUCCCUAUUAAAUUAUUAAAUGUUCUAAAAUGUUCAUCUUAUAUCAAUGUUUGUACUUUAAUACUUAUUUAAGACAUAUGUUUAAAUACUUAGAG